GACCACAGAAAGAAGAGGAGGAACAGAACCACGCAAUCUUGCUUGUCCUGUCAUCAGAAUAAGAGAAAGUGUGAUCGAGGUCGUCCCUGUGGCAGAUGCAUCACUCUGGGCCUGACCGGUUUCUGCGUCUACGAGGUCGGCGAGAAGACACGAGAUAAAGAUACAGAUGAAGUAACAAGCCUCCGGAAUCGCGUUGCUGAACUCGAAGGCGUCGUCCGCGAACUAAAG
Molecule: messenger RNA, 228 nt
Organism: Cantharellus anzutake
Lineage: Eukaryota; Fungi; Basidiomycota; Agaricomycetes; Cantharellales; Hydnaceae
Exons: 4
Biological process (GO): regulation of DNA-templated transcription
Molecular function (GO): zinc ion binding; DNA-binding transcription factor activity, RNA polymerase II-specific
Source: RefSeq, a predicted model, not a curated record